CGCAGCGAUCUCAGUGGUGGAAAUGUUGGACACGGGGAGGGUCGACUUUCAGAUGACAUUGACGCUAUGUAGAUGAGAGCGGGGGAUUUGUGCUCCGUGGAAGAUCCCUGGCCGAAGUUAGACGGUGCUUUGAGGUGAAGCUGCUCCCGUUUCGCUGCGUUGUUUCCCCGCUCUGCUCUGCUUGUCUCUCUCCUUCAGCACCACCGAGCUAACGGACAGCACCACUCACCUUUCCCCUCCGGAUCCUAGUUUGGUUCUGCUUCUCUUUAUCUUCAAAUGGAAAAUCUUUUCUUCGGUCUGCUCCGGGAGAAUCUGUAAGGACACAACUUUUAGAUGAACGUACGGAUACUAUACCAUCGCCCAAAAUUCUGUCUGGUAUAGAAGUUUGAUUGUGCGGUUUCCCCAACUGGCUCGGUGUUCCCGCUUCUUCACCUGAUUUCCUGCCCAUCUAACCUUCCCUUGGCUGGGUAACGAACCGCGAAGCUGCUGUCUACGUGGACCGGUGGGGUUAAAAUCUUCCGUCCGCCUUCCAGUCUUGUCAGGAAAUCAAAAUCUAAACAGAGAGACAGAGACAUGGCGACGAAUGGUACUAAAGGCUCUGACGGACACGUUCUAACGGAGGUGAAUGCCGAGCCUAACGACAAACCCAAAACUUUGGUCGUCAAAGUCCAGAAAAAGGAACUUCCCGAAAGAGAGAACUGGACUGGAAAAUUUGACUUUCUCCUGUCUUGCGUCGGGUACGCAAUUGGACUGGGAAAUGUCUGGAGAUUCCCUUAUCUAUGUGGGAAGAAUGGAGGAGGGGCCUUCUUGAUUCCCUACUUUUUGACGCUCAUAUUUGCUGGUAUGCCCCUGUUUCUGCUUGAAACGUCCCUCGGUCAGUACACAUCGAUUGGAGGGCUUGGGGUGUGGAAACUGGCUCCCAUGUUUAAAGGUGUUGGUCUGGCCGCUGCAGUGCUGUCUUUCUGGCUAAAUAUUUAUUACAUCGUCAUCAUUGCCUGGGCCAUAUACUAUUUGUGGUCCUCCUUUACUACCGAGUUGCCAUGGCAAUCAUGUGGAAAUUCUUGGAACACAGAGCGAUGUUACACCAACUACAGCAUCCUGAACGCUGCCAACCUCACCAGUGCUGUUCAGGAAUUCUGGGAGCGUAACAUGCACCAGUUAACAGACGGUCUGGAGAAGCCUGGGGAGAUCAGAGCGCCUCUAGCCAUCACGCUGGCCAUCGCCUGGGUCCUUGUCUAUUUCUGUAUCUGGAAAGGUGUCGCCUGGACUGGGAAGGUGGUGUACUUCUCAGCGACGUACCCCUACUUUAUGCUCUUCAUCCUCUUCUGCCGCGGCAUCACUCUGCCCGGAGCCAUCGAUGGAAUCCUCUUCUACAUCACGCCCAACUUCGAGAAGCUCAAGGAAUCAGAGGUGUGGUUGGAUGCUGCCACUCAGAUCUUCUUCUCCUAUGGGCUGGGGCUGGGAUCACUGAUUGCUCUGGGAAGCUACAACCCAUUCAAUAACAAUGUUUACAGAGAUUCUGUCAUUGUGUGCUGCAUCAACUCGUUCACCAGCAUGUUCGCUGGCUUAGUCAUCUUCUCCAUUGUGGGCUUCAUGGCCAACGUGACUAAGAGGCCUAUAAUAGAAGUAGCAGCCUCAGGUCCUGGCUUGGCGUUCUUGGCCUACCCUGAGGCAGUAACCCAGCUGCCGAUCUCUCCUCUCUGGGCGAUCCUCUUCUUCUCCAUGUUGCUGAUGCUUGGAAUCGACAGUCAGUUCUGUACAGUGGAGGGCUUCAUUACUGCCUUGGUGGAUGAGUUCCCCAGAGCUCUGAGAGGAAGAAGAGAACUCUUCAUCGCUGCCGUCUGCCUGGUCUCUUAUAUCAUCGGCCUGUCCAACAUCACACAGGGUGGGCUGUAUGUGUUCAAGCUGUUUGACUACUAUUCAGCCAGCGGAAUGUGCCUGCUCUUCCUGGUCUUCUUCGAGUGCGUCUCCAUAUCCUGGUUCUACGGUGCCGAUAAGUUCCUUGCCAACAUUGAGGAGAUGAUUGGCCACAAGCCCUGCCUGUGGUGGAAGCUCUGUUGGGUCGUGUUCACUCCUCUUAUUGUGGCUGGAGUGUUCCUGUUCAGUGCUGUCCAGAUGGUUCCUCUCACCAUGAACAACUACGUGUUCCCGGCCUGGGGACAGGGAGUAGGUUGGUGCAUGGCGUUGUCCUCCAUGCUCCUGAUACCUGGAUACAUGAUCUAUAUGUUCCUCAACCUCAAGGGGGAUUACAAAGAGCGUCUGCGGAUAAUGAUCCAGCCCCCGAUGAUGGUGAAAGGAGAACGCCAGGAGAACGGCCCUGAGCAGACUGCAGCAGAAGCAGAGAACUUGGCAACUGAAGAGGCUUACAUCUAAACCUUGUUACUACAUCCUAAACCCUCGAGGCAAACUCUCUGCAGAAAACAACGUAAUCAAGGUGAAACACAAUCAAGGGAUUCGUCUCAAAUGGCACACAAUUACCUAUGUAGUUACACUACUUUUGACCAGGGCCAAUAUAGAUAGUGUUUCAUAUAGGUACUAUUCACUAUGGGCCCUGGUCAAAUGGAACCCUAUUCCCUAUGGGCCCUGGUCAAAUGGAACCCUAUUCCCUAUGGGCCCUGGUCAAAUGGUACCCUAUUCCCUCUGGGCCCUGGUCAAAUGGUACCCCAUUCCCUCUGGGCCCUGGUCAAAUGUUACCCUAUUCCCUCUGGGCCCUGUUCAAAUAGAACCCUAUUCCCUCUGGGCCCUGGUCAAAUAGAACCCUAUUCCCUAUGGGCCCUGGUCAAAUGGUACCCUAUUCCCUCUGGGCCCUGGUCAAAUAGAACCCUAUUCCCUAUGGGCCCUGGUCAAAUGCAACCCUAUUCCCUCUUGGCCCUGGUCAAAUGGAACCAUAUUCUCUCUGGGCCCUGGUCAAAUGGUACCCUAUUCCCUCUGGGCCCUGGUCAAAUAGAACCCUAUUCCCUCUGGGCCCUGGUCAAAUGGAACCAUAUUCUCUCUGGGCCCUGGUCAAAUGGAACCCUAUUCCCUAUGGGCCCUGGUCAAAAGUAGUGCACUACAUAGAGAAUAGCAUACAUAGGGAAAAGUGUUCUAUUUGAGAUGCAAAAAAAAUAAAUGACUUCGAUGUCUAUCUAAUCACCUACCUCCAGGGGAAACAUGUGACCAACCUGAUUACUAUUUAGUUUUCUUUUUUUUUUUCUUAAAUUUUUUCUUAAUUUUUUUUCUUUUUUUUCUUUUUGUUGGUUUGUAAAAGAAAAAAAAGGAGUAAAACAGAAAGUAGAAAGGUAAAGUAGAUUAACUAGCCAGAUCAGAAUGAAGAACGGCUAUGUUACAGGACAUGCAUGAUGUUAUUGUCAACGGUUCUAUUUCAUAUGCAAAACAUUUUAGUCUUUUCUGAAAUUAUUACCUAGAAAAUUACUGUAAUUUUGAAUUAUAAUUUAAAUUUGGAGGCCCAAUAUGAUUCAACACUACUGUGCUAAUUUAAGAUAUUUACUUAAAUUAAUCUAUUAAAAAUACAAUUAUUGUAAAAAGGUUAUAUAUAGAUUAUAAUUCAUACGUGUUUGUAUUUAAAAGAAAUGUAGAAAAAUGAAAGUGUUACAGAAAGUAGUGAAAUGCAAAAUGAAAGAUGCAUAGUGGAAUUGAAUAUUGACCAAUUAUAAGCAAUGACCAUUAUGGGAAAGUGCAACCUGAAUGGCCAAAUAUCCAUAUCUAUGUAUAUAAUAUUAUCACUGUUUUCCAAGAUCCGGCCAUUUUUACCACUCUUUUACCCCCUUGCUUAUUUUCCCGGAGCAACCCUUUGAAAAGCACAAAGGCCAAUGUGGAUCUCACAACCUCCCAUUCGGUAUGACUAUUACACAAUGCAGAUGAACAUUAUCAUACCAGAGACUGUUACAAUUGUAUCUUUGUUUUCUAAAGAACAAUAACUUCUUCUUUUUUUUUUUUUUUUAAGAAUCAUUUUGUAGGAUGUGUUCUAUGUAAGAGUGAGAUGGACCAAAAUCAUACACAUGUCAAUUAAAAUAAAAAAAACACGAUGACCAACCUAUUGACAUGAGACAUAUCCCUCCCAUCCGGUCAAUGCAGAUAACACAGUACUAUAAGCAUUAUUAUCACAGAAGUAGCAUUUGAGCAGUGACUGCAUGACAAUUCCUUCUAACAAUCCAGAGAUACUGUUUAACUUCAAACUUGUUUCCCACAUUAGUCCAGAUCUCAGGAACAGUCGUGAAAAGUGACCAAAUUUAUCUGAUGAAACUACUGAGAUGAUAGCCAGUCGUCUGUUGUUAGUCAAUCAUUCUAGUCCUAGUCUGACUGUGCAGGUUUCCUAUGUCAGGUUCUGAAAGAGAAGUGUUAUAGAUGGACCAAAACCUACCCUGGUCUGAAAACAUAGGCCAAUAUUACUACUGAAAUUAUACAUUUAUUUUUAAAAUAAAAAAAAAAGGAAAUAUUAAUUAUCAAGUUGUUUUUCAAUAAAUACAUAUAUAUAGUAUCAAUCAAAAAUAUCCACACACCUACUCAUUAAAAACGUUUUUAUUUAUUUUUUACAUGGUAUAAUAAUAGUUAAGACAUCAAAACUAUGAAGUAACACAUAUGGAAUCAUGUAGUAACCAAACUGAGAUGAUUUGGGAGGAGUUGGACCACAGAGUGAAGGAAAAUAAGCCAACAAGUGCUCAGCAUAUGUGGGAACUUCAAGACGGUUGGAAAAUCAUUCCAGGUGAAACUGGUUGAGAGAUUGCCAAGGCGAAGGGUGACUACUUAUAUAUUUGUUUAACACUUUUUUGGUUACUACAUGAUUCCAUAUGUGUUAUUUCAUAGUUCUUCUGCCUUCACUUUUAUUCUACAAUGUAGAAAAUAGUACAAAUAAAGAAACCCCCCUGAAAUUAGCAGAUUUGUCCAAACUGUUGAUUGGUACUGUAUAUAUACAUAUACAGUGGGGCAAAUGCAAAUUAAUUAGUUAAAAUUUAUUCAAUGUGAUUUUCUGGAUUUUUGUUUUAGAUUCCGUCUCUCACAAUUGUAGUGUACCUAUGAUAAAAAAAAAUUACAGACCUCUACGUGCUUUGUAAGUAGGAAAACCUGCAAAAUCGGCAGUGUAUCAAAUACGUGUUCUCCCCACUGUGUAGACCGAUUAGUACUGUAUAUAUACAUAUACAUAUACAUAUACAUAUAUAGACCGAUUAUAUAGUAAUCCAAACAAAUUAUCAAAGUUGUAUUUCUAUAAAGAUUAAACUAGUUUGUUUCCAUGGCAGCGACAAAUGACAAGGAUCUGGUUUAAAUGAGUCAUUUUAGUCUCUGCAAAGAAUAUAAAACUAAAAUGUGCAAUGAAUUAAGGUUCCCAUUAAUUUUGUAUAAAGUUACUGCAGUUUUCUGUCUUAAAUGAUGUUGUAAAACUCUACUGUGUUAUACAUGUAACUGUGAAUGUCCAUACGAGUUUUGUUUUGUCUAAAUGUUGAAAAAAAAUCUGCUAUUAUUUGCUGUUUUCUGCAAUAAUAGGAUUAUUUCAGAAACUAAAGCACAUAUAUCUUAUAUUAUAUAUAUCUUUCUGAAAUGUAAAAAAAAAAUAAUAGAUGGCAAUAACAAUAAUAGUAGAAUAAUUAAAUCAUAGAUACACUUGUCUAGUCAAAGAAUCUUGUUUUGUAUAUUUCUACCAGUCUCAUGGGCCUAAUGUAAAAUAUUCUAUGUACAAUAUAUAAUACAUGUUGUUAGAUGGUGUUAUAUGAAAAAGCAUGAUUGCUAUAUAUGUUAUCUGCAGAAGUAAAUAAAGAACUAUAGA
Messenger RNA from Oncorhynchus keta (chum salmon), 5758 nucleotides. It is a transcript of the gene slc6a1b, whose product is annotated as solute carrier family 6 member 1b. Gene Ontology annotation, biological process: sodium ion transmembrane transport; neurotransmitter transport. Gene Ontology annotation, molecular function: gamma-aminobutyric acid:sodium:chloride symporter activity. The transcript has 15 exons. Lineage: Eukaryota; Metazoa; Chordata; Actinopteri; Salmoniformes; Salmonidae. Gene Ontology annotation, cellular component: plasma membrane; axon; cell surface. The record is from RefSeq and is a predicted model, not a curated record. Bases 574 to 2373 code for a protein of 599 amino acids.